Wickerhamiella sorbophila is the source of this 1947-nucleotide messenger RNA. RefSeq names its product Factor arrest protein 11. The transcript has a single exon. The coding region runs from base 1 to 1947 and encodes 648 amino acids. Lineage: Eukaryota; Fungi; Ascomycota; Dipodascomycetes; Dipodascales; Trichomonascaceae. Gene Ontology annotation, cellular component: cytosol. Gene Ontology annotation, biological process: cytoskeleton organization. The record is from RefSeq and is a predicted model, not a curated record.
AUGGCCAGCUUGUUUGAGGUAGAUGGCUCUGAGCUGUCCACCGAGUCAUUUAGCUCCUUGGCGAUUGACGAAGUACAGGACGAGUUGUCUGAGGAGCGUGCAGACUCGCCACCUUUGCGAACGGCUUCUGACCUCGAUAAGGCGGAUGGGAUAGACGGUCCUCGCAGAACUUCCACAGAGACUGGGCGCGGUAGGACUCAGGAAAUCACCUCUUCUUUCAAAGUAAUACCCCAAAUUAACUACACGUUACGGUAUUGGCAUGGGUUGGACUGCGAACUCGACGAGUGGUUCAGCUCGUUGCCAGAUGCUGCCUCGUUCUUGGGCAAACUCGUGUACUGUGAUCCACUCGAAAAAGCCGAGGUGGAAAGAGAGCUAAUUGCAGCUGAGAUUUCUGGAGACUUUUCAAAACUACUGUAUUUUGCAUUGGGUACCUUUGAGCCCUGGAAUUCGUACGAUCAGCACCGGGCUGCGGUGGUUCGCCAUUGCGAGUUUCUAAACAAACACAAUGCAUUGGACAGGCUGGAUCCGAAUUCCGAUGAUCUUCAUGAACUCUCCUUAAUUUUUGUUCUGGUUUCCGUGUGUCUGGAUACAGUCGGAGCUACUCUGCGUCGCUUGGCGUUUGCUCAAAAACUCAUGCACAGACUUGCGUCUUUCCGGUGGGCUGAGACGUUAGAAAUUGGACCACACGCAAUGCUACUACGAGUUUUGCUAUUGGCUGUCUUUGGACUGGAAAACGAAAUGCACGAAAGCCAAGAAUACUUGUACAAAUCAUGCGGCGCCGAAUUGGGCCUAAACUCUGAUGAAGUCAUGGCCACUCCUCUAGAUUAUGAAGGGUUUCGCGAACAGAUAAUGGCUCGGUAUCCGUCAUAUAUCCCCCCAGAGGCCGACCCGGAAACAAAACUAUCUGCGUACGAACGCCCUCCCCCAAAAGCUGUAAUGCCUAACUUGGUCACAGUUGACGUGCCAACCAGCAUUGAAGAAGCUUGCGAACUCUUCCACAAAAAGACAGUUAGGACUCCCGAAGUUGUGCAAUUCUGGGAAGAACAACGAAGGUUCCUCAACGGGGUUCCUUCGGCCACAGCGCUGCCCGCCGAUACUCCAGAAAGCUUAAAACGGGUGGAUGAGGUCUACAAUGAUACACUGAUCAUUCUAAAAUCAUUCUGCACUGUUUUACUCAACUUUAUUCUUCAGGAAUCUUCAGCAGAGGACCGCUCAGGUGGAGGUUUACAUUCGGCCUGCAUGAUUUUUUGUAUUCUGCUGAGAUGGUAUCGGUUGUCGAACAUUUUCAAAUUUGAAUUUCUAGCUGCAAUCAUGUUCGAUUUGCAGUUCCACUUGAUCGCCUUCAAAUAUUGUGCAAACCAUGCCAUUUUGGAGACAGUGUUAGCCGACACUAAGCCACCAACAGGGUUCUGGGCGAUCACAAAACAACUAAACGAUGGAGCUAGUCUGCCCAAUGAAAUUUAUGGGCUUGAUGAAAAGCGUGUGGGAAGUAUUAACAACUCAAAGUCAGACUGCGUGUCCGACGGCAUCAAAAUCGAGAGCUUUUCACCAAGAGCCCUUGAGAUAUUUAUUGCAUUGGUUGGCAACACCCGAGCGAUUAUCAGUGAUAAGACGCAGAGAAUCAUCAUCGUUGCCGAACUGCCUGCAGAGUCACUAAAGCAAUUGCUGCUUGUGUACAAUCGGCAAUUAUGGAUCGAGGCGUUGCAGAUCUUCAAAAUGCAAGCCCCGCUGAAUGGGAAAAAAUGGAGAUCGAUGAAUAUGGAGCUGAUCUCGGCCAUCUACCUGCACUGUCCGUCCAAACUUAACGACAAUUGGCUUUCUGGCCAGGACCUCAGUGGGGAAAUCAAGGUGGCGGCAUCGCAAGAAGAAACGUUGCGCAACAUGAUUGAGUUUUAUAAUUCGAGCCGUUUGAAUCUAGAAAAACGCGAAACUUCUUUCUUUGCAUAG